Messenger RNA from Athalia rosae (coleseed sawfly), 2485 nucleotides. RefSeq names its product rho guanine nucleotide exchange factor 7 (gene RtGEF). Lineage: Eukaryota; Metazoa; Arthropoda; Insecta; Hymenoptera; Athaliidae. The transcript has 13 exons. Gene Ontology annotation, molecular function: guanyl-nucleotide exchange factor activity; protein binding. The coding region runs from base 309 to 2045 and encodes 578 amino acids. The record is from RefSeq and is a predicted model, not a curated record.
CGUGCUUCAACUUCCUGCGGGUGAAGAAUUUUUUCAUAAAAUGGCGCUGUCGAGUUCUCGCUGAAGCCAGACUGAUUAGGCCAGUUUUGGGCAUUUGUCAUUUGAUUUUUAAUUAGCACACUGAGUGUACGAUUGAAAUGGGAAUAUCGUCAGUGUCCACGGUGAUCUCGGUACCCCGGGAUCAAAGAAUUCAAGUGUGAAUUUGAAAAGAAGACAAACCUCGCCAGGAAGUCAACAACGAUCGCAGAGUAUAAUCGGAUGUCAAUUAUUUGUUAUCGUGACGAGGCAACUGCACAAAUCGUUGAGCAAUGUCGAAAGUUGACCAUCCAAAGCUUGUAGUAGCGCUGUUCACAUUCAAGGGAAAGAACAACGAUGAGUUAUGCUUCAGGAAAGGUGACAUAAUUACGAUAACUCAGAUGGAUGAUGGUGGGUGGUGGGAGGGCACAUUGCAGGAUAAAACUGGCUGGUUUCCAUCAAACUAUGUCAAAGACUAUAAAAUUCCAGAGAAUAGCCACCUUCCGAUUAAAUUAUCACCUGAAAAAGUGAAUCAAGAGUUAUUGGUGCAACAGAAAGCAAAUCGUGGCGUCGUUCUCACCAACAUAAUAGAAUCAGAGAGAGUAAACGUAGUUGAACUCCAGGGUCUGGUGAACAACUUUUUGCAGCCCCUAGAAACAUCUAGUAUUUUAACAAGAGAUGAGUACAAGCAGCUAAUCGGCAAUAUGCUCGAUGUUUUGGAAGUCCAUCAGCAUCUGCUCACCCUUUUAGAGGCUUCUUCGCUGCAAAGUCCAGACGCGAGAGUUGGUAGUCUUUUUCUAGCUCUUGCUCCGAGGCUACAGUCCGUCCAUGCAACUUACUGCUCUUCUCAUCCACGGGCAGUCUGCAUAUUGGAUAGAUUUAGGGAUGAAUUAAACGAGUUUAUGGAACGUAGCGGGGCUGUUUCGCCAGGUAUUCUUGUACUCACAACAGGACUCAGCAAGCCGUUUCGCCGGUUGGAAAAAUAUUCCGCCAUGCUGCAGGAGCUUGAAAGACACAUGGAGAAAAAUCACCCUGACAGGGGAGAUACACAACGCAGUGUUUCAGUUUACAGAGAAAUCACAGAAAGGUGUAGUGCAAUAAGAAAACAGAAGGAGUUGGCAAUCACUGUACUUGCUGGGGGAAUUAAAGGCUGGGAAGGAGAAGAUCUCCACUCGCUGGGUGACAUAAUUUACGUUGGACCCGUUAUCUUAGCUACAGGAAUCGAACGCAGGGACAGAUACUUUGUACUCUUCUCUACAACACUUCUAGUUCUCAGUACCAGUCAGAGGAUGAGUUCUUUUAUUUAUGAGGGAAAGCUUCCGUUGACCGGAAUUAGCGUGACGAAAAUCGAGGAUACCGAGGAGAUGAAAAACGGUUUUGAAAUAUCAGGUCCAAUGAUUGAAAGUAUUCUCGCCGUCUGCCCGAGUCGAGAAGAGCGACAACAGUGGAUAGAAUAUCUGACGCAAGAUCAGCACAACGGUCUAACAAAAUCUCCGACGACAUCGCACGUGAGUCCACUUCUGAAUGGAAAACAAAUACGGAUGGGGAUGGAGAACUUCCACUCACCAGGGAUUAAAGCACCUUGGUCUCUUGCCUCGCUGCGGCCAGCCCCUCCUCUUUAUUCCUGCAAUAAAAACUUUGGCAAAACGGAUUUGUCGGACUCCGCUGGUUCCGUGCGAAUUUGUAAUGAGCGCCUCUUUGAGGAAGAUGCAAUUAUAUUAAGAGUUAUAGAAGGUUACUGUGCCACCGUCAAUACUCGACUCACAGUACAUUCCGCUAUGCUAGAAUGCGAGGCAGUCCAUAAACCUUGCGAUAGAAUGUCGAUAGUGCAUAAUAGAAUUGGAAAUUGGGAUGCAAAUGAAAACAGGACCUUAUCAGAGACGGUUAAUACUCUGAAAGAGCAAAUUAUUGACCUGCAAUCGCAGAUGGUUCUUCUAACAAAACAACUUGACGAGGAAAGAAAGUCUCGUCUAUCCUUGGCUGCAACUGUUAAACGUAGCAUCGCUGUCAUGGAUAAUUCUGUGUCUUAGAACAGUUCAAACAAAAUCUAUUUUCUUUUUCCUGUGAAACUGAGAAACUAUCUGUAUUGUGUACGUUGUAAUAACGGUGUGCCAUGUGGGUGAACUAACGAUCAUCGAUAUCGCACUAAUUAUUUACUCGAUGUACACACAAAAAUGUGCCUCUUCAACUAGAACGAUAGAUUGUAAGUUGAUCAGCAAUGGAUGAUUAUUACAUGAAAACACGGCAAAGGGGGAAAAUCGAGGUCGCAGGCGCAGCUAGGUGCAAAAUCAUUAUCAAAUCGAAGCAAUAUUAGAUAGUAAAUAACAUGUAUAAUUAAAAUUAAAUCGCUGCAUCUUCAGCAUCUUAUAUGACCUCAAAGAUGCAUCAACAGGAAAUAUCAUUGGUGAGAUGAAAAAUAUUGAAAAUAGAAGAAGCAAGAUUAGUGUAAAUAAAGGCGAGCUCCAAACUA